AUGACUCAAUUGCCUGAGGCAGAAAAGGAAAAGAUAGCUGAGCAAGUUGCUGAUUUCAAGAAAGUAAAGAGUAAGCUGGAUGCUGAGAUUGAGAUAUGGGACGAUACGAGCAACGAUAUCAUUGUUCUCGCCAAGAAGAUGUGUAUGAUCAUGAUGGAGAUGACAGACUUCACAAGGGGAAAAGGACCACUGAAGCAUACAACUGAUGUGAUCUAUGCAGCUAAAAUGAUAUCAGAAUCAGGAUCAAGGAUGGACGUCCUUGCUCGGCAGAUUGCCAGCCAGUGCCCAGAUCCGUCAUGCAAACAGGACUUGUUGGCCUACCUGGAACAGAUUAAAUUCUACUCUCACCAGCUGAAAAUCUGCAGUCAAGUUAAAGCUGAGAUCCAGAACCUAGGAGGAGAGCUCAUCAUGUCAGCAUUGGACAGUGUCACCUCCCUGAUCCAAGCAGCCAAAAAUUUAAUGAAUGCUGUAGUGCAAACAGUGAAAAUGUCUUACAUUGCCUCAACCAAGAUCAUCCGAAUUCAGAGUCCUGCUGGGCCCCGGCACCCAGUUGUUAUGUGGAGAAUGAAGGCUCCUGCAAAAAAACCCUUGAUUAAAAGAGAGAAGCCAGAGGAAACUUAUGCAGCUGUCAGACGAGGCUCAGCAAAGAAAAAAAUCCACCCAGUGCAAGUGAUGAGUGAAUUUAGAGGAAGGCAUAUCUACUGA
Messenger RNA from Lipotes vexillifer (Yangtze River dolphin), 705 nucleotides. RefSeq names its product catenin alpha-3-like. The coding region runs from base 1 to 705 and encodes 234 amino acids. The record is from RefSeq and is a predicted model, not a curated record. Gene Ontology annotation, molecular function: actin filament binding; cadherin binding; beta-catenin binding. Lineage: Eukaryota; Metazoa; Chordata; Mammalia; Artiodactyla; Lipotidae. The transcript is spliced from 4 exons. Gene Ontology annotation, biological process: cell migration; cell-cell adhesion. Gene Ontology annotation, cellular component: fascia adherens; adherens junction.